UCCUCCCCAACUUAUCUCCCACAUUUUUCUCUCUGUUAAUUCCCAAUGGGGGCUUAUCGCCAAUUCCCGGCCAUCUCAAAAUGCUGCUCCGAGGGCCGCUCCGGCCAGACGGUGGCCGCCGAUUUGGACGGAACUCUCCUCGUCUCCCCCAGCGCCUUCCCUUACUUCAUGCUCGUCGCCGUCGAGGCAGGCAGCAUUUUCCGGGGAAUCCUGCUUCUGGCGUCGGUGCCGUUCGUUUACUUCGUGUACUUGUUCUUGUCGGAAUCCGUCGCCAUUCAGGCGUUCGUGUUCAUUGCGUUCGCCGGAUUGAAGGUCGGCGACAUCGAGACGGUGGCGCGCUCUGUUUUGCCCAAAUUUUACUCGGAGGACGUCCAUCCGGAGACUUGGAAAGUGUUUAAUUCGUUCGGGAAGAGGUAUGUUGUGACGGCGAAUCCCAGGAUUAUGGUGGAGCCGUUUGUGAAGACGGUUUUGGGCGCCGAUAAGGUCAUCGGAACGGAGCUCCGAGUGACGAAAUCCGGCCGGGCCACCGGGUUUGUGAAAAAACCCGGCGUUCUCGUCGGCGAUCUGAAAAAGACGGCGCUUCUGAAGGAAGUCGGCGCUGACACGCCUGAUUUGGGCCUCGGUGAUAGAGAAACCGACCACGAUUUCAUGUCAAUUUGCAAGGAAGGAUAUAUGGUCCCACGGUCGAAAUGUGAGCCGUUGCCGAGAAACAAGCUUUUAAGCCCAAUUAUUUUUCAYGACGGCCGAUUUGUGCAGCGGCCCACUCCGGUGGCGGCGCUUUUAACCUUCUUGUGGCUGCCGAUCGGCUUAAUUCUUUCAAUCCUCAGAGUCUACACCAACAUUCCCUUGCCGGAAAGAAUCGCUUGGUACAACUACAAGCUUCUCGGAAUCAAAGUCCUCGUUAAGGGCACUCCGCCGCCGCCGCCGAAGAAAGGCCAGAGCGGCGUCCUCUUCGUCUGCAACCACCGCACCGUCUUAGAUCCGGUGAUUGUCGCCGUCGCCUUGGGCAGAAAAAUCAGCUGCGUCACUUACAGCAUCAGCAAAUUCACGGAGAUAAUUUCUCCGAUCAAGGCCGUCGCUCUGUCGAGGGAGAGAGAGAAAGACGCGGCCAACAUUAAACGCCUACUUGAAGAUGGCGACCUCGUGAUUUGCCCCGAAGGGACCACCUGCAGAGAGCCAUUUCUGUUGCGAUUCAGUGCUCUGUUCGCCGAGCUAACGGACAGAAUCGUCCCCGUUGCCAUUAACACCAAACAGAGUGUGUUCUACGGGACGACGGUUAAUGGACACAAAUUGCUCGAUCCCUACUUCGUGUUCAUGAAUCCAAGGCCGACUUACGAGAUCACGUUCUUGAACCAAUUGCCGGCGGAGCUGACCUGCAGCGGCGGCAAGUCGGCGAUUGAGGUGGCCAAUUACAUCCAGAGGGUACUCGCCGGAACCCUAGGGUUUGAGUGCACGAAUUUGACCAGAAAGGGGAAAUACAGCAUUCUCGCUGGAACGGAUGGUCGAGUUUCUCCCGAGAAAGAAAAAGGCCAGAUUAAUUAAAGCUACUUUUUCUAUUUUAAAAAAAAAGAAGAAAAAAGAAAUCCCAUAAUUCUCUAUUGGUUUGAUUUUCUAAAAGUUAAUUAUUAGAAAAGAAAAAUAAAAUUCGGCUGUCGAGAUGGAUGGUCAUAGAUUAAUUUAUAAAUCGUUUUUAUGUAUAUUGUUGUUUUGAAUAUGUAUACAAAAAAUGUCGUCGCUUUAAUUUGCUUC
Molecule: messenger RNA, 1749 nt
Organism: Momordica charantia (bitter melon)
Lineage: Eukaryota; Viridiplantae; Streptophyta; Magnoliopsida; Cucurbitales; Cucurbitaceae
Gene: GPAT6
Product: glycerol-3-phosphate acyltransferase 6
Biological process (GO): cutin biosynthetic process
Cellular component (GO): membrane
Molecular function (GO): glycerol-3-phosphate 2-O-acyltransferase activity; phosphatase activity
Source: RefSeq, a predicted model, not a curated record